This is a messenger RNA of Protobothrops mucrosquamatus (brown spotted pit viper), 2611 nucleotides long. RefSeq names its product BTB domain containing 10 (gene BTBD10). NCBI's taxonomy places the organism in Eukaryota, Metazoa, Chordata, Lepidosauria, Squamata, Viperidae. The record is from RefSeq and is a predicted model, not a curated record. Gene Ontology annotation, cellular component: cytoplasm. The transcript has 8 exons. Gene Ontology annotation, biological process: positive regulation of phosphorylation. Gene Ontology annotation, molecular function: protein binding. Bases 142 to 1425 code for a protein of 427 amino acids.
CGAGCGUUCGGACGUCAGAAUAGAGGCGUCUGCUUCUCGCGGGAGCCGAGCGGACGGUUGGCUGGGCCUAGCCGUUUGUACUGGUAGCCGUGGCGGUACUAGUCUACUUCAUCUCGUCUUGUUAAGGGUGAUUGCAGCAAAAUGAGUCUUCAUGGGGCUAGUGGUGGGCAUGAAAGAUCAAGAGAGCGAAGAAGGUCAAGUGAUAGAUCACGUGACUCAUCCCAUGAACGUCUUGAGUCCCAGCUCACUCCAUGCAUCAGAAAUGUUACUUCACCAACAAGACAACACCAAGGAGAACGUGAGAAGGAUCAUAGUUCAUCUCGACCAAGCAGCCCUCGUCCUCAGAAAGCUUCUCCGAAUGGCUCCGGUAGCAGUCUAGGAAACAGUAGUAGAAACAGUAGCCAGUCAAGCUCAGACGGGAGUUGCAAGAAUGCUGGAGAAAUGGUUUUUGUGUAUGAGAAUGCAAAAGAGGGCGCACGGAACAUAAGGACUUCAGAGAGAGUAACACUUAUAGUGGACAAUACUCGAUUUGUUGUAGAUCCUUCAGUUUUUACUGCACAGCCAAAUACAAUGCUGGGCAGGAUGUUUGGUUCUGGAAGGGAACAUAACUUCACACGGCCCAAUGAAAAAGGAGAAUAUGAAGUGGCUGAAGGAAUUGGUUCCACUGUGUUUCGUGCUAUCCUGGAUUAUUACAAGACUGGGGUGAUACGUUGUCCUGAUGGAAUAUCUAUUCCUGAAUUACGAGAAGCGUGUGACUAUCUAUGUAUUUCUUUUGAUUAUAGUACUAUCAAAUGUAGAGACCUCAGUGCUCUCAUGCAUGAGUUAUCAAAUGAUGGUGCUCGGAAACAAUUUGAAUUUUACCUUGAAGAAAUGAUACUGCCACUGAUGGUAGCCAGUGCUCAGAGCGGGGAAAGAGAAUGUCAUAUUGUAGUGCUCACUGAUGAUGAUGUUGUUGAUUGGGAUGAAGAGUACCCACCUCAAAUGGGAGAAGAAUAUUCUCAAAUUAUUUAUAGCACAAAGUUAUAUAGGUUCUUCAAGUAUAUUGAGAACAGAGAUGUGGCCAAAUCAGUACUGAAGGAAAGGGGUCUUAAGAAGAUUCGAUUAGGUAUAGAAGGUUAUCCCACAUACAAAGAAAAAGUUAAGAAGCGACCUGGUGGUAGACCAGAGGUAAUCUAUAAUUAUGUCCAAAGACCGUUCAUAAGGAUGUCAUGGGAGAAGGAAGAAGGGAAAAGUCGCCAUGUUGACUUCCAGUGUGUGAAAAGUAAAUCAAUUACCAACCUAGCAGCAGCUGCAGCAGACAUUCCCCAGGACCAGCUAGUAGUGAUGCACCCUACACCCCAGGUGGAUGAGCUAGAUAUUCUACCAAUUCAUCCUCAACCAAGCAACAGCGAUACAGAUCCUGAAGGACAGAACUUACCACUCUGAUCCAAACUGCUGGUUAAACAAAAGCAUGCUAUUAUAAAAAAAAAAAUUGAAGAUGCUGUAAUGAGCUCAUACUGCACUGCAAUUCCAGCUUCUCUCCAUUGUGUAAUGAACAUAAAAUGUUUCAGGAUAUUGCAGUAUGGACUUCACAAAGACCAAAGUGGGAUCUGAUUAUGGUUUGUAGGAGUACAUAUGUAACAUCAUGAGGUUCAGUUACAUACCUGCAUUUGUUUCCCAGUAAGUAGCUUUUGUGGUAUUGGUUGUAUGGUGGACUAUUAUUAGCCUCAAACUCUUGUCAAAAACAGCAGGAUUUGGAAGCUAUGGUUUCUUCAGUAUUUUGGUACUCAGUGGGCAAAAUGCAGAUUUAAAAUUGAUAGUGGCACUUUAUAAAUGGUAGACAAAAAAUAUUCUCAAAGCCAUUUUUAUAGUCUGGGUGCAGAAUGUUGAUUCUAACAGAGUGCUGCUUUCAGAGAUUAUUCAGCAAAAUGUAAAUAGUUCUGAGUAGGGGCAAUAGGUUACUUAACUUGUUCUCUAAUGGAUGAGCACAACAUUCUUGCCACUGGGACUUUUGGAUUGUGAUCCAACAGCCUCCUUUUUUCAGAAUUAUCCAGUGAAUUUUUUUCCAUGUUUUGAUGUGAGCCAUGUUGAAGGGUCAGGAACAACUGAUAUGGGCUUUAUCUUUAAAAAAAUGCCUUAUCUUAAAUCUGUUCACAGAAAUAUUUAUUUACUGAGAGGUUUUUCAUGUGUCAUAGAAUAGAAAAAUGCAAAUUGUUCACUCUUCACUUAAUAACUGAUUGUAAACAAGUUUUUCAUUCAAAUAAAAUUUCCAUUAUUUUAAUAUUAGCAGUAAUAUAAUUUAUUCAUUCUUCUGAAAUUGAUUAACAGUCUACGUUGUUUACAUUUUACAGAAAAAAUAAUCAGAUCAUCUAUUUAAUACGGAGUGGCUUGCUUUUUCUAUGAUUCCCCAUUUUUCGGACUUUUCCUUGGAAAAUAAGGCAAAAUAGGGCAAUUCAUGAGAUUUUGGAAAUUCUCAUGAUAUGGUUAUCUGACUGCUUUUGACUAGAAUUGACUUCCAUCAAAUAUUUUGUAGAAUUAGACUAAUAACUUUGGAUUGGUUGACAGGGUCAAUUGACCUUUGAUAUUUGUGUAACAUAUUAAUGUCAUCUGCAUUGACCAAUUAAAUUCAUUG